Molecule: messenger RNA, 3546 nt
Organism: Ruditapes philippinarum (Manila clam)
Lineage: Eukaryota; Metazoa; Mollusca; Bivalvia; Venerida; Veneridae
Exons: 17
Coding region: 742-3288 (848 amino acids)
Molecular function (GO): calcium ion binding
Source: RefSeq, a predicted model, not a curated record
AUUAGCAUAUUCGUAAGAAUAUUACUUGUGCAUUCACUUUGUGUUGUCAUUAAAGUAAAUCGGAAUUAUUUGCUGCAUUGUAUUGGUACCAGAAUUAAAUGAUAUUUUAUAGAUCCGUGAUAAAACUGAAGUGGUUUACCCAAUACAAACCUAAACCAGAAAGUGAAUUCUUUAUCAAUAUAGAAUUUUUAAAGGACUUGUGCCUAGUUGGAAAUGAUGUAACACUAUCUUGAACAGGGAAAUGAACGUUUCUCUAUCUUACAAAUUUAAUUGAUAAAGAUGAAGUGAUUAGAUCUCAUAAAAAUGUGUGUCAUUAUUCGUAGCAGCAAUAUGUGAACUCAGUUGGUGUUCUGAUAAAAAAAAUGAGUUCAUUUAUUACAUGAUUAUUGAAAAUUAUUACUGUAACAUAUUAACUUCAACAGUUUACGCCGCCAAAAAGUAUUGAUAGGUAUUAUACUGGAAACAUUGAAGACCACUGCUUCCGUUAUGCCAAUAUUUCAGCUUAUAGUCAUUUGGCCAUGUUCAGGAUAUAAGCUAUGUUUGAAAGUUUAUACCAUUCAAAAUGGAAUGUGAAGAUAUAUCCUGGCAAAAUGAAACGCAAUCUGGAACCUAUUUGAGAAUGUCAAGUGAUGUAAAACUGUGUCACAAGAGUUGCUUGAAAGCCAAAUCAUACACCUGGAUAUAGUAACCGUGUCAAGCAAUACCGACACGACAAAUGAAAAUUAUGAUGGGACAAAAUACAUGGCUCAAGAAAAAGCUCCUAGUCUGUUACAAUGGAAUGACUUCAAGAACUCGACACAAAGCAAUCAAGCAGCAGAUUCAGUUGCAUCUCGGGAUAAGUGCUGCUUAUUAGCACAAGAGGAAAAACCACAUGACGAAAUUACAGAAGCAGACAAUCAUGGUCGUCAAAUUUCAGGCUUAAUGCCAGUAACAAAGGUGUUUAUGAUUUUGCUGUCUUCCUAUCUUUCCAAUGCCAUGAACAUACAACCUCCAACCGAAAACGAUCAAAGUCUCUCGAAGAUACAAACCUUUGUGUCUCUCAGCACUCCUAACUGCAACCCUUCAAAUUUAAAUAUGACCUGCCCUUUUCAAGGUAGUGAUAACAUGGAACUACUGAUCACUCGCUGUGAAUUUAAGAAAAUGUGUUUCCCAGGAUAUACACCCGUAUGUAUUAACAUUGAAGAAGGCAUGACUUUUAUCUGCGCUCCAAUAAAUCUUAGAUGCGAGAAAGGUCAUUGGUGGAAAGUUCGGAAAGACGAGGACGACCCUUCAAAGGUUAAGAUUAUUGUCGAGAAAUGUCCAACUGAUUAUUUUCAGGAAACAAAUUCAAACUGUAUCAAUGCCUGUAAAUCAAAGCACUUAGGUUUAACAAAUAUUGAAGAAAAAUAUUUGAUCUAUAGUGAAGGUAACCACAUCUACCCAACUUAUAUGUAUUGCAACUACAAAGAAGGAUAUUAUAACAGGGCUGGGAGAUUUCUAUUAGAUUACGACAGGGAAAGUGAACAUGAACCAUAUUUUUGUAGUGGGAACGCUGAAAUGAACAAUCCAUGCGUAAAAACACAAAAACCCUUGCCUAAUGGGACAUGUGUCCUUCCUUGCAACCCAUAUGAAUGUAGAGAUGAUUACGAUAACUUUAUCUGCAAACAGACUUGCUGGGACCAUCUUGAAGAUGGACAUUCCAUAACAGUUACUGUUACAGAUAAACAACCUGACUUAGACACAGAUAUUGCCGAAUGCGAUAGAGAACCAUGGGUUUGUGAAAAUGGGAUAUGCAAACAAUCUUUUAAUGGAUAUGUUUGCCAAUGCUACCCAGGAUUUGUGAACGAUAGAGAAACUGGAAGAUGUAUAGGAUCAGAUGUGACUCCCAAAACAAACACUUUAGCAACGGAAAUCAUCGUUUUAAUUGUUAUAUGUGUGACAUUUGGAGUUUGUUUGAUGACCAUUAUAGUUGCGUUUUGCAUUCGCAAAAAAUGUAAGGCACCAUCGGAUGGAGCAGAAGACGGAAACUCUUCUUCGCGUCACAACUCCUCAGCUGAUACAGUUGAGUUGAGUUCUGUAGACGAAAGUAACAACUCAGAUGACUUAAGACAUGAAACGGAUCAGAAAAAACAGUCUAUAGUAUUCAAAGGAAAAUCAACGAACGUUUACAUAACAAACCAUUUCAAUACAGACGGAACAAAAGAUAAUUUGGAAUCCACAUUUAGAACAAAAGAAGAAGACCAAAAUUAUUCUACUUCCAAAACAGAUUCCGCAUGCGAAAUUGAGCUAGAAGAUUCAAAUGAACAAAUUGCAAGACCAUUGGGCAUGUUUCAAACUGUUUCAAAUAAUGCACCAUUUACUAACGACUUUAGCGAAGAGGAGAAAGAACAUUUGUUAGCUAAUUCAAGUUAUGGUGAUGCAAAGUUAAAUCUUGGAGAGUUCAAAAAAGAUACUGAUGACACAAACACACAAGCAGCAACGAAUUGUUUGAAUCAGCUCCUGCGGAGCUGCGGCGCAAUAAUACACAGUAACAAAGUUAUGGGGUCUGCUUUCCGUGUGGGUCGAUUUUAUGUGAUGACAUCAUUUCAUGUUCUUCGUAAAAUAGUUAGAGAUCAGACAGGCAGCACAUACUAUGACUUUUCACGGAUUGAACAAGAAGAGUUGGGAGUUAAUUUUAACGAAUCCAUCAUGAACCCUCACAGACGGAGAUUUUCAUUGAAAUAUAGAUAUCAUGAUGAAGAAUACGAUUUUGCCAUACUUGAAAUAAAAAAUAUUGAACUACACGAAAAUCUCCCGGACCCUCUAUUGUUAUGGAAACACGACAGCUAUUAUUUGUUUAUAGAGGAAGUUAUUCUUAUAGGUUAUGGUAAUAAGAAGAACGAAAAUGAAAAACAUUGGGAAAUAUGUAAGAUAAUCGAAGAAGACACUUUUAACAGAAGGCACAGGGAAGCACUUGCAAGUUUGGAACAAAAUGCACAGGAAUAUAAAAAUGACAUACCUGGACAUGAUAAGUCUUCUGUUGAUCGAGGCUACCAUGGUCUUGAUAACGAACUAUUUAUCAAAUUUGAUUGCUUUAUGGAACAUGGAUUAUCUGGUGGUCCAGUUAUUACGAAAGAAGUUAAUUCACCAAAAGUGAUAGGCAUAGUUAAAGGAGGUCAACCCGAUUUUUACUAUAAACUGUCUGAGAGGAAACGAGCCGCUUUUGAUAGGAAACAUCUAUUUGAGGUUGGAGUAAAAAUGCAUUUGAUACACCAAAAAAUGUUAACGCAAGACCCAGCCCUUGCUUCUGAAAUAUUUCCUAAAGAUUGAAAAAGAAUUAACAGAACAUGGAGUCUUGUUUCAGAUAUUAAAAAAACAAAACAUUAUUUUAUUUUUUCAUCAUCAGCUUUUUGAAUUCGAAUUCCAAUAAUGAAUAAUAUUUUGUGUUUCUUUAUGAUGAUUUCCUUUCUAUGUACAAAGCAAAACGAAAUAUUAACUCUUGUUUAAGAUUUAUAAAAUAUGACGAUUUAAAUUAUCCGACACUAUCACCAUUUUCAUAAAUGGCAUUUAUUAUAAUGAAAAAUAAAA